AUGUGCUCUCAUCAGGCUGAAUUUACCGUUGCGAAGCAUUUGGUUGGUUUCAUGAGUAUUGUGAUGGAUGGAUGUAUCUUCAUUUGGGUAGGCAACAGAAAUCGCUUAGAUACCUUAUGUUUUGCACAAAAUUUCCGAGGAAUGAAUCUGAUCGAAUCAUCAAAACCAAAUUAUUUGGUAGAUGGCGUUGCUGUAAAACUUAAUAAGCUAUUUCCCAACAAACAGGUUUUCUUCUCAAGUGAUCUUCGUAUUGAGGAUGCGUCAUUUUGGACUGAAUUGUUGCAGGCUAUCACCGAUUACGUUUCGAAAAAUGAAGAAAUUUUUGGUAUCGUUCAGUGCUGUAGUUGA
Messenger RNA from Loa loa (African eye worm), 348 nucleotides. RefSeq lists its product as hypothetical. Lineage: Eukaryota; Metazoa; Nematoda; Chromadorea; Rhabditida; Onchocercidae. The transcript is spliced from 2 exons. Bases 1 to 348 code for a protein of 115 amino acids. The record is from RefSeq and is a predicted model, not a curated record.